Molecule: messenger RNA, 2262 nt
Organism: Mesorhabditis spiculigera
Lineage: Eukaryota; Metazoa; Nematoda; Chromadorea; Rhabditida; Rhabditidae
Source: the annotation of a GenBank genome assembly
AUGAAUUCGGUGCCACCUCCCGUUGAACUCACGAUGGCGAACACUGCCGCACGCGCGAACAUUACUUCAAAUUGGCUUCUGGCGACAGAUCGGGGAAUCCUUUUUGGGUACUUGGAAAAGGAUGAUGACUCGGAAUACUCGGAAUAUUACGACCAAAAGCGGGCCGAACGAUAUCUUGACGACGACUCUGAGAAAAAGGUUCAAAAGCACAAUGAGAGCGAGGACGAAGAUGAUUUGGAUGCUUUCAUGGCCGGAAUCAACGCUCAGGCAGCGUCAGACCAAAAGGAAAGUCAGAAAAAAGAAGCUGCACGUGCGGCCGGCAAAGAGGAGGUAUUUCGUUCUUAUUGGCACUCAUAUUUGUUUCCGGUUGUGCAAAAAGCUGAACCGUUGGGACUCGAUGAAGAGGAUAUGCAGGAAAGCAUGAUGAAGUACCUCGCUGAUUACAAAGAAAAGGAAGCGGCACAGGAUGAAAUUCACGAGUAUGACGAGGACGGCAAAAUUAUCUUCACCUUCAAGAAGCAUAUAGACCCGUUGCCGAAGAUGGACCACGCGUCUGUCGCUUACAAGCCCUUCAAGAAGGAUUUCUACAAAGAACAUGAAGAAAUUAGCAAGAUGAACGUCUUCGAUGCCGGGCGUUUGCGCGAUAAACUCGAUUUGAAAGUGGCCGGCAACAACCCGCCUAAACCUGUCUGCAGUUUCGCGCAUUUUGGUUUUGACCAAAAGCUGAUGGCGUUUAUCCGAAAGUCCGAAUACGAACAGCCAACGCCUAUUCAAGCUCAGGCGGUACCCGCUGCGCUUGCCGGAAGGGAUGUGUUGGGUAUCGCGAAGACCGGAAGCGGUAAGACGGCAGCAUAUCUAUGGCCAGCUAUCGAGCAUAUCAAACAUCAACCGCCCUUGAAAGAAGGUGAUGGGCCCAUCGCUUUGGUCGUGGUGCCUACGAGAGAACUUGCGAUCCAGGUCUACCAGGAAGCCAAACGUUUCUGCAAGGCCCACGAUAUCAAUGUCAUUUGCGCGUACGGCGGCGGGAGCAAAUGGGAACAACAAAACGAGUUGCAAUCGCAAGGCGCUGAGCUUGUUGUCUGUACACCGGGACGUAUCAUCGACCUGGUCAAGAUCAAAGCAACAAAUUUGCAACGCGUCACUUUCCUGGUGUUUGAUGAAGCAGACAGAAUGUUUGAUCUUGGAUUUGAAGCUCAAGUUGCUUCGAUCUCCCAACACGUGCGCCCCGACCGUCAAACGUUGAUGUUCAGCGCAACUUUUAAACCUAAGGUGGAGCAUUUGGCUCGAGAUGCAUUGGCUGACCCCGUGCGAAUCGUCCAAGGAAACAUCGGCGAGGCGAAUGAGGAUGUCGAGCAAACGAUUCACGUCAUGAAAUCACCCGAGGUGAAAAUGAAGUGGCUCUGCGAUCAUCUUGUGCAGUUCUCUUCUGAAGGAAAGGUGCUCGUGUUUGUUACGAAGAAAACGGAUGCGGAAGAUUUGGCAGCCAGAUUGAGGACGCGAGAUUUCGAACUAGAGCUCCUGCAUGGUGAUAUGUUCCAACACGAAAGAAACGAACGCCUGGCACUUUUCCGCAAGAAGUGUAAGAUCUUGGUUGCCACUGACGUUGCUGCCCGUGGUCUGGACAUUCCUGAAAUCCGGACCGUGAUCAACUACGAUGCUGCCCGAGAUAUCGAUACUCAUGUUCAUCGAAUUGGUCGUACUGGCCGCGCAGGCCAAAAGGGAAGAGCCUUCACUUUGAUCCUCGAAGCAGACAGUGAAUUUUCGGCGCAACUUGUACAGAGCAUGGAAUCCGCUGGACGACAGGCCCCGCCAGCGCUUGUAGAGGUGGCAAGCAAAUGUCUGUGGUUCAAGAAUCAACGUGUGAACAAAGGACAAACUGGCCGCAUUGGGCUUGGCUUCGCCUCUUCGACCACGAGCGGAAGUUCGGGUGCAAACCCGUUAAAAAGUUAUAUCCCGUCCCAAAAGGCCGAAUACAUACGCCCAUCUACGGCGGAUCCUCCAUCUUCGUCCUCGGGUUCAUCCUCGGGAUCAUCGGGCGGCGCGAGCUCAACAAAGGAACCGGUGGCGUCUACUAGGCUGUCAAUGUUGAGAAACGCGUAUCAGAGCGCAUAUACGCAGAAGUUUCAACGCUCCCAAUUGCCCGAACCGGAGAAGGUUGUCACCGAUCCACGGCCGGAAUGGAAAAAGCGGCUCGAUGAUUUCAAAGCAAAGGUGGAACGGCAGGCGCCCCAUUCUUCCUCGAACUCUCACUCAAAUCGGCAU